AGAGGCUUGUAAUUACGUUUGAAACCGAAACCCCAGAUCGUCGGCCCGCUUUGUCUGCGUUUUUAGCCCGAUUUAACACGCCACUCGGGGAAGCGUGCACUCUGGCUGGUGUAAGUACUCCGCAUGGGGACACCAAGGCAGGAGUAGCGAAGGGUGUCAAAGUGGGGAGAUGAUGAGAGUUCACGCACACACUAAGUUUUGCUUUCUCUGCGUCCUCACCCUCUUGUAUCAUCAAUGCUCUCAUUGCCAUGAUGGUGGUCACCAGCACCAUCAUCACGAUAAUGGCCAUGAGCACCACGAUCAUGACCCCGAUCAUGACCAUGAUCAUGUCCACAGCGACCUGCAGAUAUCAAAAGCACCGUACAUCAGCCUGUCAGAUCACCCGGCGCCCAGCAGCCAAAGCGAGGCGGCGGAGCACGAACAGAAAUACUACAUCCAGCAAUUGUUCCGUCGCUAUGGGCAACAGGACCGGCUGGAUUUCCGUGGAUUUCAGAGCCUGUUGCUGAGCCUGGGCCUGGGUGAGGUGCGGGUGGUGGGAUUAGAGCAUGAUGAUUUAGGCCACGACCAUGUGGCCCACCUGGACCUCCUGGAAGUUCAGGAAGGCCUCCACUCUCAUUCGGCUAGCCACCCGCAUCCCCAUCCACACCCAAAAUCGCACUCCUACCACAACCACCACCAUCACUCCCAUGGGGAGGCCAGUGGAGGCCAGCCCACAGCCCAUGGGCCCUGCAGCCCCAGUUUCACUGCUGGAGCCAGACCUACUAUAGAUAGUGGGCCUCUAGGACGGCAUAGUCAUGAUCUGGACAAAGACAGUGGCCAUGAUGACCACGAUCACGAUCAUGACCAUCAUGAACAUGCACAUGAAACUGAACAGCACAGUACACAGACUCAGAGCAUUGACCAUGACCAUGCACACGUCAAUCAUGAACACUGGCGUGACCAUGAUCAUGAACGGGAUGAUGACCAACCUCAACACAUUGACCACACGUCUCUCCAUGACCAUGAUCAUGAUCAUGACUAUGACCAUGACCAAGAUCAAGACCAUCAUGGCCAUGAUGACACACAAGAAAACAAUGACCUGGGUCAGGACCACAGCCCUGGAACAUCUCCAGACAGCACACACACACAUAGCCAAGAAGUGAGUAAGACACAGACCCAUCACCAUCAUGACCAUCACCACCACAAACACCCCCACCCUCACAACCACCACCACCACACUCCAGACACGACAGACCAGCUUAGCCUUACACAGCCAACCCAGGCAUCCCCACAUCUCACAGGGAUUUCCUCCAAUGCUGAGACGUCCUAUUUUCAGCUUCUGUCACCCACACAGCCUCCUACCACAAGGCCCAAAAGGGUCAGGAGACCAACCAAAGGUCGAGGGCAACGCAGUCGCAACAAAAACCCAAACACUUUCGCUCCAACCAGCUCUGGGUUGGAUGAUGGCAGAAGUGACCAUGACCAUGACCAUGACCAUGAUCAUGAUGACCAUUUUCAAUCCCAAGGUCAGUCACACAAAGAAAAAAGAGAGGUACCAGAAGAAAUUACCAAUCCAAACAUCUCAUCACUGACUGGACAUUUUGAAGAUCUGCCUCACCAACAUGAGGAGUGUCUGAACUUGACCCAACUGCUGCGACACUACGGUUUGAGCCCCGACUCGCUCAUCUCUCCGGCUCAGUUCACCUACCUGUGUCCCGCCCUGCUCUACCAAAUAGACAGUCGUGUCUGCAUCCGACAUUACCAUCAGGUUGAUGUUCAGGAAGCGCCUCAACUGUCAGUGUGGAUCUGGGUCUGGGGCUUUGUGUCCAUCACGGUCAUUAGCUUGCUGUCUCUGCUGGGUGUGGUGCUGGUGCCCAUCCUCAACCAGUCCUGCUUCAAGUUCCUGCUCACCUUCCUGGUGGCGCUGGCCGUGGGGACCCUCAGCGGAGACGCCCUCCUCCACCUGCUGCCUCACUCUCAAGGAGGCCAUGACCACAGUCACGGAGAACACAAAGGAGAGGAAGAUGAGACAGACCUGCUCACUCAGUUUGAUGGUGUGUGGAAGGGUCUGACCGCAUUGGCAGGAAUCUACCUCCUUUUCAUCAUCGAACACUGCAUCAGCAUGGUCAAACAUUACAAAGACCAAGGGGGUAGCUUCUGUAGGAGGAAAAAGAGAGGUGAGGAGGGGAAGAUUGGGAGAAAGUUGUCAGACCACAAGCUGAACAGGCGAUCAGAUGCUGAGUGGAUACAUUUGAGACCAUUGACUGAAGGGUCCAACAAUGACACUCAAAUGAAUGAACUACAGCCUUUGGAUUCCCCCAGCAAGACUCAGCUGGCCAUCUCAGAUACACAGCACUCUCAACAAGAGACGACCGUAACCGCAACAGAAAACGGCAGAAAGGCUAAGACAAAGAAACACGGCCAAGGACACUCGCAUGGUCAUGGGCACUCCCAUCACGGGCACUGUCACUCAGACAAGGACAUGAAGGAUGCUGGGAUAGCCAGCAUAGCCUGGAUGGUCAUCAUGGGUGAUGGCAUGCACAAUUUCAGCGAUGGUCUGGCCAUCGGUGCUGCUUUUAGUGCCAAUAUAACAGGAGGCAUCAGCACAUCUGUUGCCGUUUUCUGCCACGAGUUACCUCAUGAACUGGGUGACUUUGCGGUGCUGCUGAAGGCCGGCAUGUCAGUGAAGCAGGCCAUUGUGUAUAACUUGCUCUCAGCCCUCAUGGCCUACUUUGGCAUGGUGAUUGGCACAGCUGUGGGCCAAUACACGCACAACGUCACCAGCUGGAUCUUUGCCGUCACUGCCGGCAUGUUUCUCUAUGUAGCCUUAGUGGACAUGCUACCCGAGAUGCUCCAUGGCGACAGUGAAGAGCACAAACGCUGCCACCUUGGUCAUUUUGUCCUGCAGAACCUGGGCAUGCUCACCGGUUUUGCCAUCAUGCUGCUCAUCGCCAUUUUUGAGGACCACAUCGUGCUGGACUUGAACUUCUAGCCGGAUGCCGGGGACCCAAGCUACAUGCCCCGUGCUUCGCUCUUAAGUGACUUUGUCUCCAUGGCGGUUACCGUCCUCCAAGCAUGGCGCAAAGUGUCCUCAUGUCUCAUUUGCGUCCCUCUUAAGGAGGGCCUUCAGUGGCUUACAGUGGACAUAGACAUGCAGACAACGUUUACAUUUGACCCUUUUCCACCCAUUGUGUCUCUGCUUCCUGUGAAACAGUACGACUCAGCUCAGCGAUGAUGGAGAAACGCUGAUGUGACGACCACCUCGCUCGUUGCUAGUCUCUCUUUUGGAUCCUGUCCUCUACCUUUAAACGUGUAAAUAUUUGGGUUAUAUUUCAUAUGUGGGGACGCAUAGAUAUCUGUAGAUGAAUGAAAAUGUGAACAUAUCUUCUCUAUAUCGCUACACUGACAAUGACUCACAAUUAGAGUCAUCCCUUUAAUUUAACUACAGUCUUAAAUCUGUGAAUGAAGAUGGAUCCCAGAGAGAGGCAGCUACUGCAGACACCCAGUUCACUCGAGCAUCAAGUCGUGCAUCCGGUAGACUCGUGUUUAGCCCCUUUUCAUUUGUAGUAUGCUCGCGGCAUGACCCGUGGCCCCUUCAUGACAAAAUGUGAUAUGUCCUACUGUGUUAUGUCUGGUGUUGUCCUACCAUCGUGGUGCUGAAUCACAGAUCAUAGAGCUACACGCUCCUCCAGUGUAGAGCGAUCCAGCUGAGAAAAUGGGUACUGUAUUGGGAAUUACAGGCAGCCUUUUUUUGUGUUAGCCUUUUUUCUGUGUUUCCAGCUGUUGCUGCUUUGAUUCGUUUUCAUCCCUGUUUUUCAUUCUGCUCUAUGUGCACUAUUCCUGUUUGCAGGAAUUUCUCUUACGCACACUACAUUCGUCACUCUUUUUCCAU
This is a messenger RNA of Colossoma macropomum (tambaqui), 3871 nucleotides long. It is a transcript of the gene slc39a10, whose product is annotated as solute carrier family 39 member 10. Gene Ontology annotation, biological process: intracellular zinc ion homeostasis; zinc ion import across plasma membrane; positive regulation of B cell receptor signaling pathway. The coding region runs from base 170 to 2971 and encodes 933 amino acids. NCBI's taxonomy places the organism in Eukaryota, Metazoa, Chordata, Actinopteri, Characiformes, Serrasalmidae. The record is from RefSeq and is a predicted model, not a curated record. Gene Ontology annotation, molecular function: zinc ion transmembrane transporter activity. Gene Ontology annotation, cellular component: membrane. The transcript has 10 exons.